Bombina bombina (fire-bellied toad) is the source of this 370-nucleotide messenger RNA. RefSeq names its product inosine-5'-monophosphate dehydrogenase 1-like. The annotation marks the transcript as partial. Gene Ontology annotation, cellular component: cytoplasm. The transcript is spliced from 3 exons. Gene Ontology annotation, molecular function: IMP dehydrogenase activity. The record is from RefSeq and is a predicted model, not a curated record. Gene Ontology annotation, biological process: GTP biosynthetic process. Lineage: Eukaryota; Metazoa; Chordata; Amphibia; Anura; Bombinatoridae.
UUGAUGGGAGGCAUCGGGAUUAUCCACCAUAACUGUACCCCAGAGUUUCAAGCCAAUGAAGUCCGGAAAGUGAAGAAGUUUGAACAAGGCUUUAUUACUGAUCCUGUGGUUAUGAGCCCAAAUCACACAGUGGGUGACGUCUUUGAAGCGAAGACCCGUCAUGGAUUUUCAGGUAUUCCAGUAACUGAAACUGGAAAGAUGGGGAGCAAGCUGGUUGGCAUUGUCACAUCAAGGGACAUCGACUUCUUGACAGAAAAAGACUACAUCACCUAUCUGAGUGAGGUUAUGACCAAGCGAGAGGAUCUGGUUGUUGCUCCUGCAGGUGUAACUCUUAAAGAAGCCAAUGAAAUUCUACAGCGCAGUAAGAAAG